AUGGAUUUGUCUCCAGACGAAGAUAACUUUCCAGGUCGAUUGCUGCAUCAGGCAGCCCUGUGGGACAACUUGGAGUUCCUGCAGGAGCUGCUGGCUAACGGGGCUGACGUAAACGCCCGCGAUGCGAACAAUCGUACGGCGCUUCAUGCAGCCGCGUUGGCGGAGCGGAGCCGUUGUCUGGUAGCGCUGUGCGCCGCGGGCGCUGAGCUGGACGUGCAGAGUGACGUCAGUACUGGCGGAAAGACGGCUCUUCACAUAGCAGCCGAGCGUGGUCACGCGGAGAACGUGCGGGCUCUUCUGUCUGCAGGAGCUCGACCUGAUGUAGUCGACGCAGCUGGCGACACUCCCCUCGGAUUGGCAGAGCGUGGCUGCCAUCGUCACGCUACUCACGCACUGCGAGAGGCAAAAGAUGCCCUGGAGAGAGAGAGGAUGACCCAACAUGCUCAGCUCCGCGAGCUGGUUACGCGCGGCGAUGUGACAGCGUUGAAGGCUAAGCUAGCAGCGUUAGGUUCCGAUGCUGGUGUGGUGACCAAUAUGACGCCUGGUGGGGCCAACACACUGCUAUAUGUUGCUUGCGAAGCUGGUUCGGCGCCUGCCGUGUCGGCCUUGGUGGCGGCGGGAGCUGAUGGGCGGGCGCAUCCGGUGACCAGAUACGGACCGCUGUACAUCGCCUGUUACCACGGCCAUGCGGAUAUCGCACGCCUUCUGCUUGCACACUUCCCGGAGGCAGUACAGCAAGAGACUGUAGAGAAGUGGCUCCCAUUGCACGCGGCCUGCAUCGGCGGCCACGCGGCGUUGGUGACUCUACUGCUGGAGUACCCUUACCCCGAGCAUCUGCUACAGACCUUCACAGAUGUAUCUGGGCAGUGGCGUUACCGGUUCGCGUUUGACGUGAACGCUCGUGACGCGAGUGGGCAGACGGCGUUAUAUGUGGCCUGUACUCUCGGUAAUGCAGCCGUUGUUGAUGCGCUGCUGGCUUUCUCCCUGCCCAAAGAGAGAGUGCCACGGGAUCAGCCAGAAGAAGCAGAAGAGGCCUCUACACCUCUACCAGCAAGUACCAAGCAGGUGCUGAGUCCGCAUCGUGCUGGCAUCUCGCUUGGCAUCCAUGCCAUUGUCAGCAAGCUUACUGGCUCAAGCAAGCCGAGCGUUUCGGAGGGCGAAGCCCGUAUCCGUGUGGUGCGAACGGAUAUGGGGCGGGGCGUGGACAGCUGUGUGGCGGCUGCCGUUCGUGGUGCUCACCUGCGUGUGCUGAAGCGCCUGCUGGCAGCUGGAGCCUCGCCUGAUGCCACGGCACAGCCUCCGCACACCUUGGAGGAGAGUGAGAGUCGUGAGGCUCGUCGCCGCUCCCGCAGCGCGUCUGCGGCCUGCAACCGAUCUUCUGCUUCUCCCUCCCCCUCUCCUGCGCGUGGAGGCUAUAACGAUGACCGUGAGGGUCCGUGGUCGGCGCUGGCGCUGGCGGCGCUGGGCCGCAACGUGCCGGCACUGGAGCUGCUGCUGGCGGCCGGCGCCGCCGACCCCGCCUGCCGCGCGCUCGCGCUUUGCGCCCGGCACGCGCUCGCCGAGCCGCUCGCCGCGCUGCUAGCCACCAAGGCGUACCCGGACCCGGACUACAAGCUGAACAAGUCGUCGAUGAGCGAGUCCGUGCUGAACGCGCGCGACGCGGACUCCUCGCUGUCGUACAGCGCUCGCUGCCCCGCCACGCCCGUCAUGCUCAACUGGAGGGAGCUGCGCUGCCAGCUGUCUGCCAUCAAGAUGAGCUGGCUACGUACUGCGGCACUCCGCGUGAACCCGAAGCUCAGCGCGUCCGGCGGUGGAGCUCUGUUAGCCCUGACGAGGAUCGAACUGGCCAACAACGAGCUGCGGGAACUUCCCAGGGAGCUGUUCUCCCUGAUUAGUUUGCGGUAUUUGAAUGCGGCUCAAAACAAACUGGAGCGCUUGCCAACCACCGCUGACCCACUCGAAGAGGAGUUGGAGAGGAGCAGACGCGGCAAGAGACCGGCGAAAGCUUCAGCAGAAGUUUACACGGCGCCCGUGUUGCAGGAGUUGUAUUUACAGGACAAUCGCCUGGAAGAACUGCCUCCGGAGCUAUUUUCUCUACCUUCCCUCACGAGUUUGGACGUGUCUAAUAACAAGUUGCGCGCGCUACCCCCUCAAAUGUGGAGCGCGGCCUGUCUCCGCGACCUGAACGUAGCUCUCAACCAUCUCCGGGAACUGCCAGCCAGCUGUGGACACGAGAUGCAGCACAGCUACUCUCCCGCAGUUCAGUUCUCUUCACCAUCAGACGUGUCUCCGCAACUUAGCGCUUCGCCUUCGGUCAACAGCGGCCAAUUCGCGUUCGCCGCGCAGUCCAAGUCAUCGUCACGGAGUCCAUCUAUCGACGAAAGCGAGUGCUCGCCCGAUGAUGAUGACGAGAUACUGGUGAUCGGAAACCGAGCUGGAAAUGCAGUGUGGUCGGAAGCUCGGCGUGCGCACGCAUGGCGAGGUGCGCUCGCGGCUUCACCGCCACCGCGACGUGCUUCAGCGGCGACGGAUCGGGCAGCGGCGCUCGCGUCGCUCAAUCUGUCGCACAACCAGUUUACCAACGUGCCGCCGCCGCUCGCCUGCCUCGCGCCCGCCCUAACCCGGCUCAACAUGGCCUACAACUCGCUCAGAUCCAUGUCGUACGUGACGUCAUAUCCGACGAGCUUGCGACAGCUGGACCUCAGUCACAAUGAAAUAACUUGCUGGCCAAGUCUUCCACAAGUUGAAAGCUUCGGCUCAACGGAAGGCGAUCCUCUGGCCUGCUAUUGUCCCAAUUCUUCAAAUAACAAUAACAACAGACCGAGGCCUCGAUCUGGAGGUUCCGUGAGAUCUCAGCUACUGAGCGCAGCAUGUCCAGCCAGAAGACAUUUGAGAUUGGAGGGACUGAGAACCUUGAUUCUAGCAAACAACUUGCUGACUCGCAUCCAAUUGACGACAGACGAUGACGGACUCGUCUCAACAGUCAACGAUCAGUCGCAUGAUGAGGACGAAGAAUGGGGUUCCGGUUCAAACGUUAAGGAGCGACUACUGUUCCCCCUUCUGUCCAUGUUGGACGUGUCUUGUAACUUGUUGAAGGCCGUCCCGCCCGCAAUCCACGAACUGACCAACUUGUCCGUUCUCAAUAUCAGCGGAAACAAGGACAUAACGGAACUACCCCCACAAAUGGGCCUUCUUACCAGGCUCUGGAACCUGAACACGUUAGGAUGUUCUCUAAACGAGCCCCUCCGUUCCAUGGUGAGGGGAUCGCGGUGCCGAAGUGUGGACGUGGUGGGCUACCUCCGCUCUGUAUUGCAGGAAGCCAAGCCGUACGCCAGGAUGAAACUCAUGCUUGUUGGCGUUCAGGGUAUCGGAAAAACGAGUCUGCUGGAGUGUCUGAGACAAGAAUCCGCUAUACAACACCGGAGAAAACCGACAGACCACUGGGCAAAACGCAUGGGCAACAAAUCGUCGCGGCGCGGCAACGUAUCGACUGUGGGCGUGGACAUCGGCACAUGGGUGUAUGAGAAGCAGCGAUCCUCGAAGGGUCCGGUCACCUUCCGCACUUGGGACUUCGGAGGGCAGCAGGAGUAUUACGCAACACACCAGUAUUUCCUGUCGCGUCGCUCGUUGUACCUGGUAGUAUGGCGCACCAUUGACGGGCGAAAGGGAUUGGCAGGAGCUUUGGCUUGGCUCAGGUCGAUACAAGCCCGAGCCCCGGGCUCGCCCGUUAUUAUGGUCGCAACGCACUACGACCAAGUCGUCAAUAGCAACCUGCCUGAAAGCGAGAGUCCGCUAGCGUUGCAGCGCCUCAUCAGAGCAUCGGUGAUGGCAGCUCCUGACGCAGACAAGAUGGGUCUGCCGAAAGUGUUGGACUCUAUCGAGGUCUCAUGCAACACUCGCCACAACAUCAGGCUGCUCGCGGACAUCAUCUACUCCGUCGCGUUCAGUGUGAAGCCUCCAGGAAGCAAGGAGCCACUGCUUCAGCAACGGGUACCGGCCACUUACUUGGCUUUAGAAGAAUGUGUAGCAUCAUUGGCGGCCGAGCUACGCGAACCAGUUCUGAGACACGAAGAGUACCGAAGACUUGUAACCCAAUAUAUGCAGCAGAAGAACCUAAGAACUUUCCGCGACGCUGCCGAGUUACAUCAGGCCACCAUGUUUCUGCACGAAAACGGCGUACUUCUGCACUACGACGACGCCACGCUGAAGGAGUUGUACUUCGUACGUCCGCAGUGGCUGUGCGACGUCCUCGCUCACGUUGUCACCGUACGCGAAGUCAACCCGUUCGCUACCAAUGGUAUAAUGAAGGUGGAGGAUCUGGCGCACGUAUUCAAGGCGUCCCCGCUGCUGGCGGCGAGCGAGGAAGCGCGGUCGCUGGGCGUGUCGCUGCUGAACAAGUUCGAGCUGGCGCUGUGCUGGGACGCGCGCGUGCUGCUGGUGCCGCCGCUGCUGCCGCCGCACGAGCCCGCGCACACACAGCUGGCGUUGAGAUCGCGUCCAUGGCCCGGGACUCCGCGUCACACCCGCAGCUCAACACUGGCGCCGUUGUCUUCAGAUUCACCCACACUUAUACAUGACAGUCCCGCGGCACAAGUGUCGGGACGUCGUGGUGGCGCCACGCUGCGGCGGCUGCUGCUGCUGUCGUACGUGCCGUGCGGCUUCUGGGCGCGGCUCUGCGCGCGCGUGCUCGCGGAUGCUGCGCUCGCCUCCGCAGCACCGCGCCUCUACCGUCCGCCGGCAGAGAUGGAGGUAGACGAAGUAGUCUCCAAAGCGCUGGACCUGAACUGGGGCUGGAAGCUCUGGAAAACGGGAAUGAAGCUAGUGUGCGGGGAACUCACCUUGUUGGCGUUGAGAGAGCUACCGCCGAGGUUCGACCCACUGCUGGGCGCGGUGGGAGAUGAGGAGGAACACGACGAACUUUAUCAUAGUGUCAGAUUCCGUGUGAGGCAAGAGGGUGUAUGGUGUGAACUAGACGUCCAGUCCUCGGCCUGCGUUGAGAUCCUGCUUCCUGGGCAAGUGUGUGUGCUGAGACGGGACGACGGACUUCCUAUGGGAGGGUAUCAGAGCAUCAGUCUGGAACCGAACCCGGAGAUCCUUGCCAAAGUGCUGGCGUUAAUAUCUGACCACGUCGACCUACUGCUGGAGGACUGGUACCCAUCGCUGGGUACCCGCUUCGUGCACACAUCUGAGGGGCGGUGCCUGAUCACUCGUGCGGUUCCCUGCCCAAACUGCGUACGGGAGCCGCACCACGAGCCCCACCCGGAACCGCUGCAGCAAGACCACCACCUAGCACAGAUGCUCAGGCGUUUGGAUCUUGGCAACGCAGAGCCGCGUCCUUUGCGACUGUCCGAGGAGUCGCGUACAUCGGACGGUGACAGCGGCGUGGGCGCUGAAUCUAACGCAUCGUCCCGUAUCGGUUCAGUGGAAGGCGUUGCUAGCGCCAGCCUUCCCGUGGCCACGUGCUGGACCUUGGAAGAGUGCAUCCUGGCGGGUUGUACUUCGAAGCGGCUGCAUUGUGUGCAGCACGGUGAAGUGGAACUUAGAGAUGUGGCGCCCGAUACGCUGCUGCUGGACGUGGAGGAGGAGAAGCGUGCCCGCUGGGAGCACGUGGGGCGCGGUGCAGUGGCGGGGCGUGGCGCGUUCGGCACGGUGCUGGCGGCCAGCUGGCGCCGACCCGGCCGCGCGCCGCUGCCCGUGGCGCUCAAGGCCCUGCAGCCCGUGCCGCCACCGGCACCGCACCAGCUCAGCGCACUGCAAGCUUACAAGGCGGCCUUGUCGCGAUGGGAACGAGAGCCAGCGGCUGCCGCGUGUCGCGCGUACUGCGCGCUGCGGCAGGAGCUGGGCGUGCUGUCGCGCCUGCGACACGCGCACGUGCUGCCGCUGCUCGCCGUGUGCAACGCGCCACUUGCGCUGCUGCUGGCGCUCGCGCCGCAAGGUGCGCUAGAUGCGACUCUACGUACGUACCGCGGCUGCGGCGCUCGCAUCGGACCGCGAGUCGUGCGUGCACUCGCGUUGCAACUUGCACGUGCGCUGGAGUACCUGCACGCACAUCGAGUGGUCUACCGGGACCUCAAGUCAGAGAACGUGCUGGUGUGGGAGAUGCCGCGACCCCACGAGGCAUUAGCGGCCGAACGUGAACCCGGCCCGGUGCCUGUACACGUCAAGCUUGGAGAUUACGGUAUCAGCAGAAUGGCUCCCCCUUCCGGAACGAAGGGCUUCGGGGGGACAGAAGGUUUUAUGGCGCCGGAGAUCAUGCGGUACAACGGCGAGGAAGAGUACAACGAAAAGGUGGACUGUUUCUCGUUCGGCAUGCUUCUGUACGAGGUGAUGACUCUGCGGCAGCCCUUUGAGGGUCACGAGGCGGUGAAAGAAGCCGUACUGGAAGGUGCGAGGCCAGCGUUGACGUCCAGGGACCUUCAGUAUCCGUGCAGCAUGGUAGAGACCAUGCGUCGCUGCUGGAGCGGUGCACCAGAGCUCCGUCCCUCUGCUGCUGCCUUGGUAGCAGUGGCGGCUGCCCCCGAGUUCCUUUCCCUCGCGGACGCCGCGUCUGCAAGAGCUUGCACCUCCGCUAUUGCCGCAGCUAAAGUUCGGCUGCCAUCGGAAGACGGUGGCUUAGGCUGGGAGGUAUGGUUCGGAGGCGCGGAACCUGAACGAGUGCACACCUUGCUGGCCAACUCCACCACCUUCCUCCACCAGCAUUCGCUCAGGGUGUCACCAGACAAGGAGUCAGCAGUGCUGGUGACGGCGAUGUGCCGCGUCGGCAACACCAUGUGGCUGGGUGACUCCGUUGGAAGGGUCUCCGUAUAUUCUGUGUCGACGUGCGAGAUGCUGUGGCGAGCACGAGUGGCAGAGGCGGUCGGUGGCGGCGUGUGCGGCAUACGCGCGCUGCUGCCGCUGCCCGCGCAUCGCCGCGUGGCGCUCGCAGCACACGCCGGCAGAUUAUUCUUGGUGACAUCACACAAACCGGAAGCUGAGGGUAGCUUUGUUCUAACGGAACUGGGUACGGCAACAGAGCUCUGCUGUCUUGCAGCUGUGCCUAUGUCUGAUGGAGUGGAGGUGUGGGCUGGUGGCGACGGACUGAGUGCGUACCUGGUGGGGGGCGAUGGUGUGAGUGCUGCGGACACAUUGACCGCUCCCGGCAAGGUGGCACUGCUGGCUUCCGCGGGCACCGCAGUACUGGCCGCCUGCAGACCAGGCGUGUUCGUGUACCAGUACAGCGUAACCACGAAGCAGUUAUCAGCCAAGCUGGACUGCAGCAAGCUGGUACCGUGCUCUGAAAGCCUGCAGUCUAUCGCCAUCGAUGAGAGGCUCGCUGAGGACCGGUGCAUGAUAACGGCGAUGUGCACACUUCGCGAGGAAGUGUAUGUGGGCACAGCGUGGGGCUGCAUCAUCGUCGCUGACGCUGCUUCGCUCCGACCCCUCACUGUCUUCCGGCCCUAUGAGGAGGAGGUACGCGCCAUGAUACCACUGCCGGCACUAGAACCCAACGGGAACUACAUGCUGGCAACCCUCGGUGGAGGCUACCGUCCGCUGUUACAGAGAUAUGCUCCCGGGCAGUCGAACUACAACGCGACCCACACCGGAGUGUAUUGCCUUCUGUGGAGAGCGGAGAACUGGUUGCCGGACUAG
Molecule: messenger RNA, 7629 nt
Organism: Parnassius mnemosyne (clouded apollo)
Lineage: Eukaryota; Metazoa; Arthropoda; Insecta; Lepidoptera; Papilionidae
Source: the annotation of a GenBank genome assembly